AUGAUCCAGUUUAGUCCAACUUCAUUGAUCUGUCUAAAUAUCAUUUUUUUCAUUGGGGGUGAGACUGUGCUAGGUAAUGUCAGACCCUGUUCUACUAAGGGUACACUCAAUGGCAGUGCUAUGGAAACACCACCCAAGACUGCAGAGAAAAAUACAUCAACAGCUAUUUCAAAACAAAAGGAACAAUGCCUUGUGCCAUGUGAUAUUCAAGCUAAAAUGUUACGAGGAGAAAAACAUUACAUGUGCAGAAAUUUGCAGAACUCUCUUGUUGAAUAUGCAAGAAGUACAAAAAAACUGGUAAGAAAUAUGAUGGAUGACCAACAAUCUUCUUUGGAUUAUCUUUCUAAUCAGGUGAGUGAACUUAUGAACAGGGUCCUACUUUUGAAUGCAGAAGUUUUGAGAAAACAUUUGGAUCCACUUCCUUACAAAGCAGUUCAGUCUCAUGGACUGGAUUGCACCGAUAUUAAAGAUACCAUAGGUUCAGUUGCAAAAACUCCCAGCGGUCUGUACAUAAUCCAUCCAGAAGGAUCAAAUUACCCUUAUGAGGUUUUGUGCGAUAUGGAUUUUAAAGGAGGGGGAUGGACUGUGAUUCAGAAAAGAACCGACGGGGUAAUUGACUUCCAAAGAAAUUGGUCAGAAUACCUGGAUGGAUUUGGAGAUCUUUCAGGGGACUUUUGGCUUGGACUGAGGAAAGUUUUUCAUAUAGUAAAUCAGAAAACAACAAGCUUUAUGCUUUAUGUGGGUUUGGAAUCUGAAGAUGACACAUAUGCCUAUGCAUCUUAUGACAACUUUUGGCUAGAGGAUGAAGCGUGUUCCUUUAAAAUCCAUUUAGGGCGUUAUUCAGGAACUGCUGGUGAUGCAUUUCGAGGAUACAGAAAGGAAGAUAACCAGAAUGCAAUGCCCUUCAGCACUUUUGAUGUAGAUAAUGAUGGAUGCAACCCAGUAUGCUCUAUCCAAGAGCAACCUGUGAAGAGCUGCAGUAAUUUCAGCGAUAACACUGGCUGGUGGUUCAAUCAGUGUGGCCUUGCAAAUCUCAAUGGUGUUCAUCGUUUCACAGGAAAGUUUCUUGCAACAGGGAUUCAUUGGGAUACGUGGGCAGAGAAUAAUAAACUAAUCAGAAUUAAAUCAGUUUCGAUGAAAAUUAGAAGAACCUAUAAUCCGUAUUUCAAAUAG
This is a messenger RNA of Emys orbicularis (European pond turtle), 1173 nucleotides long. RefSeq names its product angiopoietin like 5 (gene ANGPTL5). The record is from RefSeq and is a predicted model, not a curated record. The coding region runs from base 1 to 1173 and encodes 390 amino acids. NCBI's taxonomy places the organism in Eukaryota, Metazoa, Chordata, Testudines, Emydidae. The transcript has 8 exons.